This is a messenger RNA of Cordyceps fumosorosea ARSEF 2679, 1206 nucleotides long. RefSeq lists its product as hypothetical. The transcript is spliced from 2 exons. NCBI's taxonomy places the organism in Eukaryota, Fungi, Ascomycota, Sordariomycetes, Hypocreales, Cordycipitaceae. The record is from RefSeq and is a predicted model, not a curated record. The coding region runs from base 1 to 1206 and encodes 401 amino acids.
AUGGCUAAGAACGUAACACGUAUUGAGAAUCUCAUCAAGAAGUUGAACAAAAAUGAUUUUUGUAAAGUCCUUAGCUCAUCCAUACGCUCACGAUUAGCCAACGAGACCGAAUCGACGGAUAUUGUGGUCUCACUUCGCGAGACAAUUGCAGAAGCCAGUAUCUCUACACCAGCACCGACACCAGAACCAACACUCGCUGCCAACGGCGAUCAAGACUACGACAAAACAUCGGUGGCAAGUCGCUCCAGCUCAUGCGAGCCAUGUAUUUCUCCUCAAGAGAGCGGAGCCGACGGUAAACGUUCUGAACUGGCCAUCCCCGCUGUCUCUGACGAAGGGAACCUCGACGAUUAUGGCCAGUGCCAUGGGGAUAGGAAACGACGAAAGACCUGCACUCACAGCAGUAGUGGCCUUGUCACUAAAUCGAAUAUGAUCAAACCGGAUCUCGGAGAGGAUCUGUACGAUUUCUGGGCACUUUGCAAGUCUCUACGAAAUAGGACUCGCGAGCAGGAGCUCAUUCAACCACAUCUACCUUGGGUGGAACAGCUGCCAAAGCUCUUUGAUAACGCAGAAAAAAGGUGUCGUGACGCUAAAAGCAGACUAGCUUUCAACACACUCGAAUGGCGACUUCUAGCGAUCGAUGUCGCAAAUAUUUAUGUACAGGAGAAAUCUCAUGAAGAUAACCGGCGGUCUACCUGGCGAGCUAUGGGAUAUAAAAUUCACGGCGCUCGUGACACAACGCUGGACUUGUUGACUGCGCGCAUCUUCGGUGCCGGCGUCAACAUGUACAAGCUAAGUGAUAAAGAUCCGAGGAGGAAAAGAGUUGAGUCUUGGCUGCGGAUCGGUUGCCCCUUGCUCACAUUUACAAAGCAUUUUGGGUUUGCAGGCCUGAUAGCACCCGGGAUGCGUAUAAAGCAGACUACUUUCAAGGCCCAGCGAGCUGGUCAACUGGAGACUCCAUUUGUCACUUAUCUCAUCAACACUUUCGAGAGCUCCAAGGAAGAGCUUUCGGGGUUUUCAGAGAUUAUGGAGAAGUGGAUCAGGACAUUAGAGCCCCCUCCUCUACCUCUCAUGAUUGAAAGCCUCAGUGAGGUGUCAGUGCGUACACAGUCUGAUCUGUCACUCGAGCACUGGGGGCAGCCAGACGCCGCUCUUGUCGGCGGUGUCACUGAUGGUUAUGGUUUUGAUGCGUCUGACUUCUGCCAGUAA